CUCCCUAUCCACGAUUUCUCAGAAUCUAAUUUCCCUGGAAUAUCACGAAAAUGCCCAUUCCCUUGAUAACUCAAGGGAUUUCGGAGGGCUUAUCGUCCAUCCCGUAUGCCUAUACAGUACUUAAGGUCGUGCCAUGGGUGCUCCUGGUGGCCGUGUUGAAGUGGUACUUCGGGGGGGCUCGAAAUACGUCGGAGCGAUUAAUGCACUCGAAAGUUGUCAUGGUCACUGGUGGCACAUCAGGAAUCGGAGCCAGCGUCGUUCACGAACUCGCCUCCCGCGGCGCUCAAGUUAUCCUCCUCACCCAACACGCCCCGUCGGACAUUUUCCUAGUCGAGUACAUCGAGGACCUACGGAAAUCGACAGGCAACCAGCUUAUCUACGCCGAACAGGUGGACCUAUCUUCCCUGCAUUCUAUUCGUACCUUCGCAACAAAGUGGAUCGACAAUGCCCCUCCCCGCCGACUCGACAUGGUCAUUCUCUGUGCCAACACGGCCGUCCCCUCCUCCGGUCAGCGAAAACCAACAGAAGACGGAUUAGAUGAAGAAUGGCAGGUCAAUUAUCUGGGCAAUUUCCAUUUGCUGAGCAUCCUCAGCCCCGCGCUAAGGGCUCAGCCAGCCCACCGAGAUGUGCGGGUCAUCUUCACAACAUGUCCAGGCUAUAUCGGUUCCGAGUUCGACCUGAAACAGGCAAAUAAGAUCGAGGCGGCUCGAAAGCCAGGAACCAAGUCAUCCGCAGCAACCCAGAAGAAGAACUCCAAUAUGUUCGGCCUGAGCAAGCUCUCCUUGAUGACGUUCGCCCACACAUUCCAGAAACACCUCAACGCCUAUAAACGCCCAGAUGGCCAACCGUCCUGCACGCGUGUGAUUGUCGUCGACCCAGGAUUUAGUCGCACACCUGGAACCCGGCGCUGGCUGACGGGCGGGUCGCUCUGGGGUCUUCUCUUCUAUCUCAUCACCUGGCCCAUCUGGUGGCUGAUUCUCAAGUCUCCGCAGCAAGGCGCUCAGACCAUCUUGUACGCUGCUAUGGAAGGCAAAUUCAGUCGCGGCGAGGGUUUUUGGAUGCUAAAGGAAUGCCGAGAGGUAGCUUUCGCGCGAUCAGAGAUCAAGAGUGAAGAGCAGGGAAAGAAACUGUGGGAGUUUAGUGAGCAGCAAAUCCAAACCCAGGAGAAGGAGAGUGCCGUGAAGCGUGCACUUGCGAAAAAGGAGAAAGAGGAGGCAGAGAAACAGAAGGCUUCUGAGCCUGAGACUUCCGGUGCUGCAAAAGAGCCAACACCAGGGUCUCGGAGAAGUCGGAAAGGGAAAUAA
Messenger RNA from Aspergillus wentii DTO 134E9, 1304 nucleotides. RefSeq names its product putative oxidoreductase. Bases 51 to 1304 code for a protein of 417 amino acids. Lineage: Eukaryota; Fungi; Ascomycota; Eurotiomycetes; Eurotiales; Aspergillaceae. The record is from RefSeq and is a predicted model, not a curated record. The transcript has 2 exons.